UUCCCUGCGCGCGCUGCAGGGGGCGAGACGCCGGAGCGCUGAGAGCGACGCACAGCCGAACUCGGCACAGCACCGAAACACACGAACACAGGGAGACGAGCGGAGCAUCCAGCGGCGGAGCGGCGACACGGAGCAUCGCGUCCUAACCUGUCUACCUGAAAGAGAUGGUGAUGGAGAAACCCAGCCCCUUGCUCGUAGGGCGCGAGUUUGUGAGGCAGUACUACACACUCCUCAACAAAGCACCUGACUACCUGCACAGGUUCUACGGCAGGAACUCCUCAUACGUGCACGGAGGUCUGGAUGGCAGCGGUAAACCCGAGGAGGCCGUUUAUGGCCAGGCAGAGAUCCAUAAGAAGGUGAUGUCUCUGCAGUUCAGUGAGUGUCACACUAAGAUCCGCCAUGUUGACGCUCACGCGACGCUGGGGGACGGUGUGGUGGUCCAGGUGAUGGGGGAACUGUCCAACAGCGGCCGGCCCAUGAGGAGAUUCAUGCAGACUUUCGUCCUCGCGCCUGAGGGCUCUGCUGUGAAUAAGUUCUACGUGCACAACGACAUCUUCCGCUACGAGGAGGAACUCUUCGGAGAUUCGGAGGCGGAGCUGGGAGAGUCUGAGGAGGAGGAGGCUGAGGAAGAGCAGGUGGAGGCUCACGCCUCUCCUGAACCUCCUCAGGACUGUUCUGCGGGAGCUGCUUACUACGAGCCUCCUCCGGUCAGUAACGGAGUGGAGGAGCAGCAGGAGGAGGCGGUGCCGGAGGCGGAGCCUGAGCCCCAGCCAGAACCAGAGGCCAGUCAGGAGGCAGAGGCGGAGCUUAACCCAGAGGCGGAGCUGCAGGUCGAGGAGGCGGAGCCUGACGUGGAGGAGAAGCUUCCAGAAGAGCCGGAGGAGAAAGCCCCCACUCCUGUCCCAGCCCCGACUCCGCCCCCUCAGACGCCAGAGCCACCCAAGACCUUCUCCUGGGCUUCAGUGACCAGUAAGAAUCUGCCACCCAGCGGAGCUCUGCCUGCUUCUGGAAUCCCCCCACACGUGGUCAAAGCCCCCAGCGUACAGCCCCGUGUGGAGGUGAAGCAGGACGCUCAGGCUCCGCUGCCGAGAGACCAGCGGCGGGAGAGGCCUGGAUUCACUCCACGAGGACCCAGACCAGAUGGAGCUGCGUCUGAGGCUCAGGGAGGAAAACCCUACUUCAGCUUCAAAGGCCGUGGUGAGUCUGAAGGCGGGGAGGCUGAAGGCCGACGGUCAGUCCGUUACCCGGACAGUCACCAGCUGUUCGUCGGGAAUCUUCCUCACGACAUCGACGAGGGGGAGCUGAAGGACUUCUUCAUGACGUUCGGUAACGUGGUGGAGAUGCGCAUCAACACGAAGGGCGUCGGAGGGAAGCUGCCCAACUUCGGCUUCGUGGUCUUCGAUGACUCUGAUCCUGUGCAAAGGAUUCUGGGAGCCAAGCCCAUCAUGUUCCGCGGCGAGGUGCGUCUGAACGUGGAGGAGAAGAAGACGAGAGCGGCCAGAGAGCGGGAAACCCGGGGUACCGGAGACGGUCGCCGUGGAGACCGCGGCCCCGGCGGGCCCCGAGGCCCCAUGGGGAACGGCAUGGGCCGGGACGGGCGCGGACCCCCCUCCACCCGCGGCGGCAUGGGGUCCGGCCGAGGCGGGGGCCAGAGCGGAGAGAGCAGGUUCCCAGGAGCACGCCGCUGAGGAGCGCCCCCUACCAACCGGGAGGCGGAACUGCGCUCUGUAAUCACAUCGAUGGGCGAAAAAAAAAAAACAACAAAUUUUUUUUCUUUCCUUUUUUGGCUUUUGGAAUGUGACCGGCCAUCAGAAACCAUUUGAUGUGAAAAAGACUAAACAGAACUCACUCUCUCACACUGAUAAAGGAGUCGUUUUUUUUCCAAAAUCUUCAUCGCUUUCUUUUUUUUUUCUUUCUUUUUCUUUUUUUCUUUGCAAAGAGAAAAGGAAAGGGGGGGGUGGUUUAUUUUCUGUAGAACAAAAAAAAAAGAUGAAUGUCACGAACGGGGUUUCCUCAUGGAACUGUCGACUCGCACAUUUUAUAACGGACAUGAACAUCAAAGCUUCAAAAAAAAAAAAAUCAACGCUCACUGUACAACUUAUUUAUUUUGUUAGUUAAUAAAAAAAAACAGUGGUGGUGCCUUAAACUGUUCUCGCCCAUUUUCUCUCUCUCUCUCUCUCUCUCUCUCUCUCUCUCUCUCUCUCUCUCUCUCGUCCUGUGGAAGACGAAAGGACUAAAGUCGUCAGGAGUGGAGCUGUUAUCGCAUUAAUUAACUCAUUGCAGAAGGCAGUCGGUCGUAUGAUGGCAAGGCAGUGUUACCGGUACUGAUUCCUGAUAAUCCCAGAUUAGUACUGUUCAUGUGGAGUUUUUUUAUGUAUAGAUGUUUGUUUUUAGUCUGACUUUACGAGUAGCUGGUUGAGCAGCUUGCUGAAGCAGAGCUUACGUACCUGCAGUAUUCCGUACUGAACUCUUCUCCUACGUGUUGCAGUUGGUUUUCUACUUUAUUUUGUUUGUUGUUUUCUUUCAUUUUUCCCUCUGAUCUCUGAAACCACUCUGCACGGCCAUUUUCCGGAACAGGAUGCUCUUUUUGAUACAGAGUUCUGAAGCUUGGUUGUCUUGCACUUUCUCCUCCACCCCUCCACUCAAGCUUUGGUUCCACUCCUCGUAUUUCUUUUUUAUUUUUUUAUUAUUUUUCUGUUGCGUGGGUUUGGAUCUUACUCCCAUUUGGCUUCAGCAGGUUAAGUUUGAAUGUGUUUUCAACUUUCAAUAAACUACUGAUAUCUGCAA
Molecule: messenger RNA, 2787 nt
Organism: Colossoma macropomum (tambaqui)
Lineage: Eukaryota; Metazoa; Chordata; Actinopteri; Characiformes; Serrasalmidae
Exons: 13
Coding region: 165-1688 (507 amino acids)
Cellular component (GO): cytosol; ribonucleoprotein complex
Molecular function (GO): mRNA binding
Source: RefSeq, a predicted model, not a curated record